Molecule: messenger RNA, 1305 nt
Organism: Fusarium sp. VM40
Lineage: Eukaryota; Fungi; Ascomycota; Sordariomycetes; Hypocreales; Nectriaceae
Source: the annotation of a GenBank genome assembly
AUGUCGAGCCUGGAAAAGCAGAAACCGCCUGAACGGGGAGUAAUUGGCUGGGUUAAGAAAGUGGCCAAUUUGAUCCUUGCGCAGUAUUUGGUCAUUGGAUUUGCGAUUGCUUGUGUUUUGGGAUACUUCUUUCCAUCUGUUGCUCAACACGGAGGCGUUAUUCGCUCAGAGUAUAGUAUCCUUUAUGGCGCUGUCGCAUUCAUAUUCGUCGUCAGUGGGUUGCAACUGUCGCCAGAGAAGUUGCGCAAGAAUGUGACAAACUGGAGACUGCAUAUUCUAGUUCAUGGGAUUAGUUUUGCGGUUAUACCGGCUAUUGUCCUUGCUAUCGUUCACAUCUCCAUUGCAGCUGGGGCUCUCAAGUCUCAGACACCCUCACCCCCAAUCCUCAUCGGCCUCCUCACAACAGCCUGUCUGCCAACUACCAUCGCCUCCAAUGUUGUCAUGACACGUGCUGCAGGCGGAGACGAAGCCGCCGCCAUCAUCUCAGUUGUCAUCGGCAAUGUUGCAGGGGCGUUUCUUUCUCCCCUGCUAAUCUACGGCUUCUUCCCAACCGGCCAUCCUGAAGAACUCGAUGACUGGCGCCCCGCAAGUCCAGCUACCCUGGGACAUAUGUAUGCGGAUGUCGCUAAGCAGCUCUGUCUCAGCGUCGUUCUGCCACUUGUCGUAGGUCAAGCUAUAAGGUGGAAGUGGGAAGAGCGUACAGUCAAAGUCCUCAACGCUCUCAAAUUGGCAAAGGUAUCGACGUUAUGUCUUGUCCUGCUCGUCUGGACAACCUUCUCUGGAGCUUUCGGUACUGGUGCUUUGGAGGAUCUGUCGACUAGCAAUGUCCUCUUCCUUGUAUUUAUGAAUGUUGGGCUAUAUGCCCUCUUCACGGUUAUUUGCUUCCUUCUUGCAAGACCGCCCGAGAGCUUGGUAAGGUUAGCGUCUUCGUCGUGGCUAGAAAGUGUUUUCAAGCGCAUGUCCAAGGAGCAGACAAUUGCUGUAUGUUUUUGUGGAGCGGCCAAGACAACGAGCUUGGGUAUUCCACUCGUCAGUUCAAUGUGGGCGCGCGCGGAUGAUCUUACACGAGCAUACAUACAGAUCCCCGUGCUGUUGUACACUAUCGAACAGGUAUUCAUGGCCCAGGGAUUAGUAUACGUCUUUCGAUGGUAUAUGCGGCGAGGUAAUAUGCAACAUAUCGACGAGGAGACAGAGCAAGACCCUUGUAUAGAGCGGCAGUCCACGGAAGCACAACAGCAACCUCAUGACCUCUCAAGACAGAUGAUCGCAGAGGACAUGCAACAGAAAAGGCAGCACGUUUCAUGA